Molecule: messenger RNA, 1383 nt
Organism: Fomitiporia mediterranea MF3/22
Lineage: Eukaryota; Fungi; Basidiomycota; Agaricomycetes; Hymenochaetales; Hymenochaetaceae
Product: heme oxygenase-like protein
Exons: 3
Coding region: 46-1170 (374 amino acids)
Biological process (GO): heme oxidation
Molecular function (GO): heme oxygenase (decyclizing) activity
Source: RefSeq, a predicted model, not a curated record
CUCCGGCGUGUCCUUUGUAUCCGUGUCCACACAAAGGCAGACGAAAUGUCGACAAAGGACGACCUGAGAAUAGACUACACCCAACCUCUCGCAACGCUCCUCAAGCUCGCAACAAGUGCCGCGCACGAGAGUGCAGAGCAUUCCCAGGGCGCCGGGUGGCUUACCCGUGGAGAGCUCGACAAGGAGGAAUACGUCCGUUUCCUCAUGAUGCUCUACCACGUCUACGACACGUUAGAAACCGCGUUAGAGCGACACAGCUCGCACCCUGUUCUUGCACCGACGUAUAACCCCGCGCUCCUUGCGCGUGCACCAAGUCUUGCAGCAGACAUUGCUUACUUACUUGACGUCCCGGAGACGUCCUGGGUCGAGCACACCAUUCACCAAGAACUCCAACGCUCGCCACCAGAACCCUUCGAGUCAUACGUCUCGCGCCUAAAGUAUCUUGCCUACGAAGCGCCCGAUCCUUCCCCGCUACUCGCACACGCGUACGUACGGUACCUCGGCGAUCUAAGUGGCGGACAGACAAUCCGACGGAACAUCGCCAAGGCGUACGGCGUUGACCACGAGCUCAGCAGCAGCAGUAAAGGGGACAGUCGCGGCACACAGUUUUACGAAUUUCGGCAGCUGGGGAGUAGUAAGCCUGCGAGUAUAGGUGACAUGAAGAAGAUCAAGGAAUGGUUCCGUGCCGGUAUGAAUCAAGGAGGUGGCGAUGAUGCUGCGAAGAAACAGGCUAUUGCGGAAGAGGCGGUGUAUGCAUUUGAGCUGAAUGAGGGACUCUUCACGCUUUUGCGACCCCCUUCGACCAAAUCGGCGUCUCAAGCGCCAGCGGCUGCACCGCUCGGGAACCCUUCCGACUCGCCGCCUUUGUCCACUGCUCCUUCUCAGGCAAACAUGAACGGGAAUGGCAAUGCACACGCAAAUGGACAUGCUAGCGCUAAUGGACAUGCUAACGUUAAUGGAGAAGCGAAAUACUCGCCACUCAUGCUCCAACCUCCACCUGAGCCUGAAGAAAGCGCAUACUCGCUUUCGACCAUCUUGACUGUUAUUAUGGCUGUUGGACUUGCGCAUUUUGUACUCGUCACUGGAGGAUUCACGGGUGCGAAGGGAUUUGGGAAGCUCGAGACCGCGUUAGAAUGGUUUGGAGAUAGAAUGCAUUCCGUCUUUGGUUGAUCGAUGCGGCGAGCAUUGCAUAGCAUUAAUGCGUGUAUAUGCUGUGCGAACGUUUGAUGUAGAUUUAUUUUUGGGUUCUCUCGUCUGGAAUCUGGUUACUCGUUCUUUCAUUCUUUUCUGCUCUCCUUAACCCGCAUACCUAGUCUUAUCCUCACUUGUCAUGACAUACCACCUCCGACCUGCAUGUACGCAUUGUAUUAUUUGUAAUGAAAC